AUGGAUGCCGAUAUCGCAAUCGUCGGCGCAGGAAUUGUGGGGUCUGCAGCCGCCUACUUUCUUUCAUCGUCAUCCCCCGAUCCGAAGAAGAAGAUCGUCCUUAUCGAUCGUGCCUUUACCCCGCUCAAAGGCUCAACAGGCCAUGCCCCUGGCUUUGUGGGCCAAUUCAACGUCUCCGAUGUCCUCACCCGACUAGCCAUUGACACCGUCAAUGAGUAUGUUCAAAUUCCCGACGGGUUCGACACGGUGGGAGGAUUGGAGAUAGCGACCAGUCAGGAGGGUGCCGACAAGCUGAGAAGCCGAUAUGAAUCAGCGAAAGCUAUCGGGAUGCCGGCCGAGCUCAUCUCUCCCCAACAGGCGGCACAAUUUGCCCCGGAACUGGUGCGGGAGGAAGAAACGGUUGCUGCGCUGUAUUUUCCGAAAGACGGGACUGCAAAUGCAGCUCGGAUUACGUCUUUCUACCAGGAAAAGGCUCGAGCAAAUGGAGUUGUGUUCCUCGAAGCAGAUGUACAGGAGAUCCUGUACGAUGCCGGCCAUGCCAAAGGUGUGCAGACAUCCGGUGGAUUGGUGCAAGCGGGCACUGUGGUCCUUGCAACCGGGGUCUGGGCCACUGACCUGUGCAAGUUCGAUGUGCCCAUUCCCAUCAUUCCGGUCGGUCAUCCUUAUAUGUAUGGACCACGGCAUACCCAGCCAAAGACAUGCAAGAUGCCAUUUGUGAGAUGGCCAGAGCAUCAUGUGUACGCCCGAGACCAUGGUUCGUUCUACGGGCUGGGAUCAUAUAACCAUGCGCCCGUGUGCGUGAAACCAGAGGAGACCGCGAUUGGAACAUGGAUCGAGCAGUUCGAUUCCACACUGGAGGACGGCCGGGCCUUGCUGCCCAUCAGCCACGAGCUCACCCCGAGCGACAAGUUCAACGGCAUUUUUUCAAUGACUCCCGAUAACCUGCCGCUGGUGGGCAGCGUUUCCUCGGCGCCAGGAGUCUAUCUGGCGGCGGCGAUUUGGGUGACCCAUGCGGCGGGAACAGCCAAGUUCUUGACAGGCCUGAUUCAAGGAGCGCCGGUUGAUGAGACAAUCAAAGCCAAGCUUGAUCCCAACCGAUUCCGGGGGAGGGAUAGGGAAUCUCUCAAACAAGAAUCCCUUGACGGCUAUAAUAACAUCUACAAGACAGGCAACAAACAAUAG
Penicilliopsis zonata CBS 506.65 is the source of this 1182-nucleotide messenger RNA. RefSeq lists its product as hypothetical. Gene Ontology annotation, molecular function: oxidoreductase activity. Gene Ontology annotation, cellular component: cytoplasm. The transcript has a single exon. Bases 1 to 1182 code for a protein of 393 amino acids. NCBI's taxonomy places the organism in Eukaryota, Fungi, Ascomycota, Eurotiomycetes, Eurotiales, Aspergillaceae. The record is from RefSeq and is a predicted model, not a curated record.